CUUCAUAGCUGGUCGCACCAGAGAAGCCAUGCACAGCACAUUUCCUGUUCAUGAAUUCCACACUUGUUACAUUUAAAAGAUUCGGUGCGGAUUAAAAAUGCUUCUACUGUUCAGUUUUUGGAUUAUUACAGGACUCAUGGCAGAGGGCCUGGCGGUGAUAUAUCAACUGAAAAACAGCUCAGUGUGUCUGAAUGUUGUAAACUCACCAUCAUAUAAAAGCCCUAAAUGGGCAUUUGAUAAGGAAAUUAUUGUUGAAGGUGAAGAGAUCAACCCCAACUAUACAGGCAAAGUGGUUUAUAAUCCUGUCAACCACUCCUUAUGUAUAAAUAACCUGACUGACACAGACACAGGCAUCUAUGAAUUCUCAUUCAGCCAUAAUUUUCGUCCUGUAUCAGUGAAACAUCAACUCAUUGUUCAAGAAAUGGUUCCCAGACCUGUCAUUAAGAUGUCAAAUCGUGGCUCCAACGUGUCUGCUGGACUCUGUAGUAUCACGGUAAACUGCUCCAUCCAGGACGAGUGGCUUUCGUUACUUUGUGUUGAAGAUAGUUGCACGUCUCAGAAGGCAUUCAGUAAAGUCAACAUCACCAUAGUCAGUAACAACAGAACUGUGACCUGCAGUGGCAGCAACCACGUUAGCACAAGUAAUGCUUCUAAAACCAUAAUAACGUGUUUCAGUGAACAGAGUACUGAAAAUAAGGAGGAACCACCACAACACCUGGGAAUGGCAGCAUUUAUUAUAGCAGUUCUUUGUGUCCCUGUCUUGGUCCUGAUUUUUUUCUUUUUUGUUAAAAGGCAGGUUUCAAAAAAAUGCAAAUCCUAUCAGCAACAAACAUCUACUGUUCACUCGAUACAAAGCCAGCCCAUGGGGACGCUGCCACCAUCUCAGCCUAGACUCUCAACUGGGUCUUCAUCCAGUGAUGGUGACCCUGCUUAUGAGAAUGCCGACAUCAUUCAGUUGAGCCAGACCAGCAGCCCAGCAGCCGGACCAAGAGAGGAAAUGAGCUCCAUGGACAGGCACCAAGUAGAUACCAUCUACAGUUUUCCAGAUGGAAAUGCCUCUUCUGCCAACAACACGCAGAAUACUUCAGAGGCUGCUGCCACCGUAGAGGAAGCACAGCGCCCCGCACAGAUUGACACAGUUUACAGUGUGUUGCAGAAGCCAAAAAAUCUGAAUCCACAGCGCCACCAAGAGGUGAAACAGGAUCUUUGAACAGGUGGAAACAAAAGAACGCAGAAAAAAAAAAGAAUGUGAACAAAUUAUAUUUCAGAGAAAUUUUCACCUGUGCAGUAUUCAACAAAGAAAAUGCUGGACCAAAUCACAGAACUUGUAAUCACAGGAAUUAUAAUUAGUAUUUUAUGAAAUGGUGUCUUUGCUGACUAACUGGGGUGUGUACUGACACAAAUGAAUAGGUUCUUUGUUUUGCCGCCUAUUCACUGAUAUUUAUUUGCUAUGUGAAUACUUAAAUCUGUUUAAUAUCACCAGUUUGUUUUUAUCCAUCAAAUUGCUUUCUGUCUUUUUUAUAAAUUAUGUUUUUUUUACCCACUCUUGUAAAGCACUUUGUAAUGUGGAUUUUGAAAAUGUCUCUAUGAUCAAAACUUAUGUGAAGAAGUUCUCAUGAUAUGUGAAAAGUGAAAGUGCUGAAAUUGUUUUGAGAUCACUCUGCUGGCAGACUCAAGUCAUAACUGUUGCAUUUUUACCAAAAUGCCUGGAAAAUACCUGGAAAAUACCUUAGUGUUGCAUGAACUUCUAUGAUAAUCUUGUUAUUACAAUCAUAUUAAUAACACGAUAAUUACAACCACACCCAUUUUUUUUUUGAGGAUUUUUUAUGGACUCAGUGUUUCAGGGAUUUUUUUGCACCUCUUUUUGUCUUUCUGCCUUUAAGAAACUCUCAGCCACUUAAAAAUCCUGUUUACUGGUCCUAACAUUUAUCAGCAUGAGGGCACUCUCCUAAGAGCUAAGAUGCUUUUUUAAAAUUCUUAAAAAUCACCAUGAUUUUAAGAAUUUUCUUAGAAUUUCAGCCAUGAGCGAAACUCUUUGGACAUAUUAUUACCAUUUUGCAGAUGUCAUUAUUCUUUUGUUUUGAUUUAAAACAUACAAAAACAAACAAAAACAACAAAAACCAAGCAAAAAACAAACAAACAAAAACAGUUUAAUGAGCCUGUUAUUAGGAAGCUCCGGUUGAAGAGGGGGAUGUACUUACUGAAGCUCAUGACAAAUUAUUUUAACAGGGGAACUGUUAUUACUUACAUGUUGUUAUU
Molecule: messenger RNA, 2259 nt
Organism: Archocentrus centrarchus (flier cichlid)
Lineage: Eukaryota; Metazoa; Chordata; Actinopteri; Cichliformes; Cichlidae
Product: SLAM family member 9
Exons: 5
Coding region: 98-1210 (370 amino acids)
Cellular component (GO): membrane; cell-cell junction
Source: RefSeq, a predicted model, not a curated record